CAUAGGAGUAGUCAUGUUAUGAGUGUAUGAGUGACUCAACAAUAAUUGAAUUCUUAUUAAAAGUAAUUCAUUUGACGAUCACUUCAGUCGACCAUAUCUUCAACUCAACCAACAUUUGAUCCAAUCUUGAGUCCACUGAUCACAUCAAACCAACUCUCGAUUAUCGCAAUCUAUUGUCAUUGAAUUGAAGGCAAACGAUGGCAGACAAGAAGAAUGACAAAGACUUGUCGACCGCUAUCUUGAAUACCAAACAAAAGCCGAAUCGGCUUCUGGUGGAGGAGGCGGCCAACGAUGACAACUCUGUGGUGGCCUUAUCUCAGGCGAAGAUGGAUGAGUUGCAGCUCUUCAGAGGAGAUACCGUUCUCCUGAAGGGCAAGAAGAGGAGGGAAACGGUUUGUAUUGUACUGUCGGACGAGUCGUGUCCUAACGAGAAGAUCCGAAUGAACCGUUGCAUCCGAAACAACCUUCGCGUCCGAUUGGGUGAUGUGGUGAGUGUCCAGCCGUGUCCUGACGUGAAGUAUGGGAAACGCAUUCAUGUGCUGCCCAUCGAUGACACGGUCGAGGGUCUCACGGGAAGUAUAUUCGAUGUGUUCCUCAAACCAUACUUCCUGGAGGCGUACCGACCCAUACAUAAGGGCGACCUCUUCAUCGUGAGGGGAGGCAUGAGAGCCGUCGAGUUCAAAGUGGUGGAGACGGACCCCUCGCCCUUCUGUAUCGUCGCGCCCGACACUGUCAUCCACUGUGAGGGCGAGCCCGUGAAGCGCGAGGAGGAGGAGGACUCUCUGAACUCUGUCGGUUACGACGAUAUCGGCGGAUGUCGUAAACAAUUGGCACAAAUCAAAGAGAUGGUGGAACUGCCGCUCAGACACCCGAGUCUUUUCAAAGCCAUUGGUGUGAAGCCUCCCAGAGGUAUACUACUGUACGGCCCGCCCGGAACCGGUAAGACUCUGAUCGCCCGCGCGGUGGCCAACGAGACGGGCGCCUUCUUCUUCCUGAUCAACGGUCCGGAAAUCAUGAGUAAACUCGCGGGUGAGUCGGAAAGCAAUUUGCGGAAAGCCUUCGAAGAGGCCGAGAAGAACUCUCCGGCGAUUAUAUUCAUCGAUGAAUUGGACGCAAUCGCUCCGAAACGCGAGAAAACUCACGGAGAGGUCGAGAGACGUAUCGUUUCACAACUGCUUACUCUUAUGGAUGGACUCAAACAGCGAUCCCAUGUCAUCGUAAUGGCGGCCACUAAUCGUCCGAAUAGUAUCGACGCCGCUCUUCGACGUUUCGGUCGCUUCGAUCGCGAGGUAGACAUCGGUAUACCUGACGCCACCGGAAGACUAGAGAUAUUAAGAAUCCAUACGAAGAAUAUGAAACUCGCGGAUGACGUGGAUUUGGAACGAAUGGCUGCCGAGACUCACGGCUUCGUUGGCGCAGAUUUGGCCGCUCUUUGUUCUGAAGCCGCUCUGCAACAGAUCCGCGAGAAAAUGGAUUUAAUAGACUUAGAGGACGACCAAAUCGAUGCCGAAGUCCUCAACUCUUUGGCCGUAACUAUGGAUAACUUCCGGUGGGCUCUCGGAAAGAGCAGUCCGAGUGCUCUGAGAGAGAUGGUUGUGGAGGUGCCGAACGUGACCUGGCAGGACAUUGGAGGCCUACAGAAUGUGAAGCAUGAGCUCCAGGAGAUGAUCCAAUACCCCGUGGAAUUCCCCGACAAGUUCCUCAAGUUUGGAAUGACUCCCUCCAGAGGGGUCCUCUUCUACGGACCGCCCGGUUGUGGUAAAACACUUCUGGCAAAAGCCAUCGCCAAUGAAUGUCAGGCGAACUUCAUAUCAAUCAAAGGUCCGGAACUGUUGACGAUGUGGUUCGGCGAGAGUGAAGCCAACGUUCGCGAUGUCUUCGAUAAGGCAAGAGCGGCCGCUCCCUGUGUUCUGUUCUUCGAUGAGUUGGACUCUAUAGCUAAGUCUCGCGGAGGAAGUGUUGGCGACGCCGGCGGUGCUGCCGAUCGAGUGAUUAAUCAGAUCCUCACUGAAAUGGAUGGCAUGAGUAGCAAAAAGAACGUCUUUAUAAUCGGUGCCACCAAUAGACCAGACAUUAUCGACUCGGCUAUCUUAAGACCGGGACGUUUGGAUCAACUGAUUUACAUUCCUCUGCCGGACGAGAAGUCCCGAGAAAUGAUUCUGAAGGCAAACCUCCGAAAGUCUCCGUUGGCUAAAGACGUGGAGUUGCCGUACAUCGCGAAAGUGUCGCAUGGGUUCAGUGGCGCCGACUUGACUGAGAUCUGUCAGCGCGCCUGCAAACUGGCCAUCAGAGAGUCCAUUGAGGCUGAGAUCAAGAAGGAGAAGGAAAGGGCUCAGAAUCCAGACGCAGCCGCUAUGGAGGUCGAAGAGGUGGAUCCGGUGCCAGAGAUAACGCGCUCUCAUUUCGAAGAGGCAAUGAAGUUCGCGCGCCGUUCGGUCAGUGACGCCGACAUUAGGAAAUAUGAGAUGUUUUCUCAAACUCUACAACAAAGUCGAGGCUUUGGCAACAAUUUUAGAUUCCCGGGCAGUCAGCCGUCGGGUGCACCCACUGCUAGUGACCCUCAGAGUAACUUCGCUGACGAACAGGAAGACGAUCUCUACAGUUAAAUGAUUUAUUAAUAGAUACACUGUAUUUAGAUAAUUAGUGGCAAAUAUUUUAUUCAUAUAAUUUGAUAUAUUCUCGCUAUUCAUACGAUUAUAAAAUUUUCAAAAUUUCUUUUUUUAUAAAUCAAUAUAAAGGUCUUUGUUUUGGUUAAUGAUUUCAUUCAAAUUUGUCACUAAUUCUAUAAUAAAAUAUUUAAUAAUA
Molecule: messenger RNA, 2805 nt
Organism: Oppiella nova
Lineage: Eukaryota; Metazoa; Arthropoda; Arachnida; Sarcoptiformes; Oppiidae
Source: the annotation of a GenBank genome assembly